CAAAUUGGUUUACACUAGCUCGUGCAAAAGAUAUUGGAUAUUGGAUAUUGGAUUGCCGGUAUCUCCCUCAACUUUGUCCGUUACAAAAUGCUUUUCCAAAAGUCAUUAACAUGUGACUUUGAUGAUAUUAAGUCUGAAGAGGUUCUUGUCCUUUCUCCUAUUUUGUAUCAGUCUGGUGACUUAAGGCAAUGCGUUUCAGAACUUUCAAUGACACCUGAUCGAUAUCAUAUAAUAAGCAAUCUAAUCAACAUUUUAGAUUCCUUCAGAAGUCUAAGAUUAUCUGUUCUGUGGGAAGAAACAUGCUCUGAAUAUUCACUGUCCUACACGUCUUUUCCCUCGUUAACACUAAAUUACGAGUCACAAAAUGCAUUAGGGAGGUUAAAAACGCUCAUGCUACUCAUCGUUCAUUUAUGCAAGGACAAGCCGGACUCAAAGUGCACGUCAGAAGGCUGUUGUGAACUCAUAGAAACUGAAGCUCUUGAAACUGAGGUUUCUAUCAUAUUGUGCUUCAUAUUUCAUGGACUUUCAAAUUAUCAUUUACUUGGAAAGUUUUUCUGUGGUUAUUUGGCUCAUUGCAAUAAUCCCAAUCACACUAUUUUGAUGAGGCUGGCAGUUAACUUACCCUCUGAUUGGUGGCCUAUAGUUCACGAAUUAUGGAAGCUGGGGAAGUCUAUUACUUCCAAAUCUUGUAAUCAUAGUGGGGACUCGCAAAAUAAAGAAUGGAGUCAGCGACUUCUGGAUUCCGACUCGGAUGUUGGGGCUAAUUUAGACCCAUUUUCAUUGUCAUGUCGUGUUCAAAUGGUUUUAUUUUACCUAGUGAAAUUAAAUCCACGCGAUGCCAUUACAGUGAUCGAGAAUUGUAUUGCUACCCGUCAGUUUCCAGGCUUAGUUCUAGACUUACUUUUCGGGCUGAUCAAUGAGGAUGGUUAUAUCUUAAAUUUUCUGAGAAGGAUUUUGCUAGAUAGUGGACGGGACAUCCGAUUUUGGAUGAGCAGCUUUCUGAAAUUGCCAUCUUCUUCAUGGUACUUGGAUAAGCUAAGUCAUCAUUUUAUAAACGUCACUUCAAGUCUUACACCACGUGAUUCUACAAUUCCUUUGGACGAUAGCAUGAUUCUUACUGCAUUAACAUUACUUCGUGUGUUAGCUGCAUUUCGUGGAUUUGUAAAUUACAAUUUUCCACCAGAACUGUCACAAAAGCUAUUGGUUCUUCUUACACAUCGAACGAUUGUUUCUGAACGUGGUUUACAAUAUAUUAGUUAUUCGCUUGCAUUCAUGAUUGGAUUACGUUCAAGUCUGGCAACAGUAAUACCUUCAGAUACCAACGGUGUUAUGCAUAACAACAGUUGUAUUCCUGUAACUACAACAGAUAUCGAACAUACGAUUGUUGAUUGGCUUCAACGUUUAAUAGAUGAACAAGAUAUUUUCAAUUCAUUAGCUCAGUCGUCAUCAUCAUCGUUAUCUUAUCUGCGUAGUUUUAACCAAUUUCCAAAAACAUCAUCCUACAUUGAACCUUUACUACUUUUAGUCAUUUUAUUUCAUACAAAUCAACCUGGACCAAUCACUGAAUUAAUAUCAAAUUUACUUGGUCUACGUAUUCCAUCGCUUGGACGAACUAUCAAUGGAUGGCGUAAAUUAUUUUUUCAAACUGUUUUUACAGAGAAUAUGAUUGCCAAUCAAGUUGCACGAAUUCCAAUUACGCCAAAAUUAAGUCGACAUCUAGUUGGUCAUUUGCCGACUCAAUGUAUGCUACAACUACUAAAAUCACAUGCAUUUGCCAAAAAUAAACUACAUACUAAAAAAUGGAUUAUUGGACAGAUACGUGAAAGUGUGCGUCCAAUUCAUCCAUUAUUACCGGAAUUAUUAGAAGCCCAUGUUACACAUUCAUUUGGUUCCAUUUCCAACAGUUCAUUGUCAAUGAAUAAUGAUGUUCCUAGUAUCACUCCAACCACUACUAAUACUCCUUCAACAGCUUAUAUUAAUUUAUCAUUAAUUUCUGAACAAGAAUUAAUCAAUGAAUUUACAAAUUCUAAAUCAUCUAGUUUUAUUCAAUUUUAUGCUCCAGGCAUUAAUUUAAAUUCAAAGAUUCAUCAUCAUCAUUUGUAUCAUUCAACUAAAGAACAUGAUUUUACUCCACAAUUAUUAUUUUUAUAUUAUGCAUUAUUUGUUUUUGAUUAUCAAUUCAAUUUACGUUUAUCAGCUAAUCGACAUCGCUUACCUAAUGAACCAUCUUGUGUUUAUUCCAAUAAAUUAUGGGAUAUUAUACCUAUAACAUACCUUUUACAAUAUGCUCGUUCCUAUUUAUCAGAUUAUCGCUCUCUAUAUCCGAAGUUACUACAGUUAGUGACAAAUCAUUUUCCACAAUUAACUAUGGGUGAAAUGAUGAUACAAGAUGAAUUAUUACUCGAUUCAAUAUGGCGAUCUGAGCAUGAACCUAUUCUUGUUCCUUGUAUGAAUAAAGCCGAAAUGAGUUCAUCGUCAUCGUCAUCAGAGAAUAUAACAACUAUUGUUACAUCACGAAUAAUGACAAAUCCAAUGAAUGUUAUUUAUCAACCAUUGAUUUCUCAUCUAUCGUUCAAUGAAGAACAAUUAAAUCAAGCAUUUCAAAAAGUAAUUUCCAAUUUAUCAUUAUCAAUCAAAGAGCCGUCGAUAUGGAACAAUUUGUUUGAAACAUGUCCAUUAUGGAAGGAUCUUAUUUAUAUGAUUAAUCAAUUGAUACAAUCGAUUGAGGUAUUCGGUUUAGAUUGUUUAUUGAAUUUUGGUCCAAUCUUAGCUGAACAAUGUCCAAGAUUAUUAUUACUACAAGGAAAUGAUGGAUUUGUAGGCGUAAAUCGUAAAUUUGUACAUUCGGUAGAAUUAUUAUGGAGACGUUUACAUCUGAUUAUGCCAAGACGAUUGGAAUUAAUCACCAUGAAUGGAAUACGAUCGUCUAAUAAUGAUUCUCUGACAGCGAACACAUCUAUCAUGAAAACAAGUACAAGUACUACAAAUCCCUUUGAUUUAUUCAUUGAAGCUAUUAGUCUCAUCAAUAGUAAACAAAAAAAUUUGUGCAGUUUAGAUUUAUUUACAGAUCCAGUUGAAAAUGUUAUGGGUGAAGUGGAUAGAAAAGUUUUUCGAUGUCCAUCACUCCUUCGUUUAUUUCUACGUAUAUUGGAAUCAAAUUUAUUAGCAUCUAGAUCAUAUUGGGCGCAUAGACUUGUUGAUAGAGUUCAAUCUAUGCGUGGAACAACGUUUCCGAAUUCAACUGGAUAUAAUACUCAGUCAACAUCUGUGCCAACAACAAUGAUGAUGCUUUCUUCAAUAAAUUUAGCCAUUUCAUCAAAUAGUGGAACAUCAUCAUCAAACUCUUCCAUUUCUAGCAUGAAUAUUGAUUUAUUAAAUCAUGAUACAUCGAGUUUAGCUAUAAACUAUUCGAAAUUUGUCGGUUCUUCCAAAUUAACUGUAACUGAUUUAAGUCAACAACAACAGGCUAGCAGCAUAUCUACUUUUACUUUAACGACAUCGUCGACAUCGACUACUACUACUACUGCACCUCUUACAUCAACCAAUACUACUACUUCUAUUUCUAGUACCAUACCAUCUGAACAGAUGUUCAAUGAGUCUAAAGUAAAUAGUUCACCCCAAUCAAUGAUAGCAGUGAAUAAUGAAGAAUAUGAACGCCUGUGUACAAAUAUGUUAUUAACACAAGAUUCAACGAUUAUUCAGUUAUUACUUGAAUACUGUUUACCGACAGAAGAUGAAAAAAAACUUGAAUCAGAAAUUAGUAUUCUUCGUGAAAUACGUAUUAUAGUUUGCACAUUUAUCCAUUCAUUAUUCAUUGCUCAACCGGUACUGGCAGAGAUUAUUGUUUGGCAAACGUAUCCUCGUGCAUUGAUUCCUAUAAGUGCUCAAGCCAUCCCAUCAUUACAUAUCUGUUUAGAUACAGUUAUUGAUGUAUUUCGAAUGAGUGGAGAUUAUUCCAAAAUGGUAUUCUGUUUGGAUUUAGUUUCACAUUUAGCUCAGCAUUAUAAUAUUCAAGCAACGCUAGAUCGUGCUGCUUUUAUGAUUGAUGCAUUAUAUCAUUUUUUGACAGUGGUAGUCAGUGUAGAUGAACGAUCAAAUUUUUUAUAUGAAUGUUUAUCUUCAUUAUUACGUUUGGGUACUGCAUUCCCAAAUUUAGUGCCUAUAAUUGCACGUCUUCUAUUAUCAGUCGGUCUAAUGAUUAGUUGUACACUAUCAGAGGAUUCACAAUCACGUUUGCGUUGUCAAUUUGAAGCUUUAAAAGCAAAUUCAUAUUCAGAAAUUAAUGAAAUCGACAAUCACAUGAUGACAACAUUAACAUUGAGUGAACGUAAUCAAAUUUGUCUCUUACAAACUAUGUCUGUGUUAAAUAGAUUAGUUUUCCAAUGCUCAGCACAACGUCAUCUAUAUUAUUCACCUAGAUUAAUAAACUAAAAUAAAAGAGCCGAACAAUGAUCGUUUGGUAUUUGUUGUUUAAUGAAUUGCUUGUAAUGUACAAAGAAAAACAACGAUAUUUGUUUAAAAUACAUCUCAUCAACACAUAUAAUAAAAAUGC
Molecule: messenger RNA, 4552 nt
Organism: Schistosoma turkestanicum
Lineage: Eukaryota; Metazoa; Platyhelminthes; Trematoda; Strigeidida; Schistosomatidae
Source: the annotation of a GenBank genome assembly